This is a messenger RNA of Carassius auratus (goldfish), 964 nucleotides long. Its product is annotated as natural killer cell receptor 2B4. The coding region runs from base 134 to 940 and encodes 268 amino acids. The transcript is spliced from 4 exons. The record is from RefSeq and is a predicted model, not a curated record. Lineage: Eukaryota; Metazoa; Chordata; Actinopteri; Cypriniformes; Cyprinidae.
GAAGGCUUUCUAUGUUAGACGCUUAUAUCAGCUUAAAAACAAACAAAUACAAACUAUUCAUUAUUUUAAAAUAAUGUUACAUGGAUUUGAGUUUUCUUGGACUUUUAAAGUGACGAGCUGAGACUAUACUAGUAUGAUUCGAACAUUUAUUUCGUUGUGUCUGGUUGGCUUUUUACAAGCUGAAUCAGGUGAAGUUCAGUCAGUACGGGUGGGUGAUCCUGUCACUCUUAACUCUAACACUUUCGAAAUACAGCUAACGAAUGAGAUCGAGUGGAGGUUUAACAACAUUCGCAUUGCUAGAGCAUUAAACGGCAAUGAUAAAUAUGAUCAAAAUGAGCGUUUCGAAGACAGACUGAAGCUGGAGAGAAAUGGAUCUCUUACCAUCACCGACACCAGAACCACGGACACUGGAGUCUAUAAAUUUAGUACCAUUAUCAACGGCAAGGACUCAACCAAGACAUUCAGUGUUACUGUUUAUGAUCCAGUAUCCAGUAUUCCUGUCAUUACCAGUGUCAUUUCACAGUGUUCUUCAUCACCAGAAAGUUCAUCAAGCCCAAAAUGUGUGCUGCUGUGUUCAGUGAUGAAUGUAAGCCACGUGACUCUCUCCUGGUUCAAAGGAAACAGUUUACUGUCCAGCAUCAGUGUGUCUGAUCUCAGCAUCAGUCUCUCUCUACCUCUGGAGGUGGAGUAUCAGGAUAAUAACACCUACAGUUGUGUAGUGAACAAUCCCAUUAGCCUCCAGACCAGACAUGCCUGCAUUACCGAUCUCUGUCGUUUGUGUUCAGAGGAAGACCGCUAUUGUGAAAGCACUGAACCUGUGAUCCGAUUGGUCGUCACUGCUGUGGUGGGUCUGGCUGCUGUGGCUGCGUUCAUUGUGCUGGUUUAUGACAUCAGAUCCAGAAGAGAUGAACAGGAGAGACAUCAGACUCAGAGUGAUUGAUCCAAUACUUUAAAACAACAGUAA